GUAUGUUUAGGUCACAAAAUCAUAAUGUCAAUCAGAAGUAACGUGAUUUGAAAUUUCGCAUUCGAGGGACAAAUCAAAAAGCACCACCCAUGGCCACCGCCAAGAGCUCGUCGACGGCGACCAGCUUCUCCUCCCCACCGUGCUUCCACCACCACCACCACCACCACCACCAACACCUGUUGCUGUGCCCUCGCCACCACCACCUCUACAAUCACCACCACUUCCUCCACCGCCAUGACGGCAGCAGCUGUAACUUUGGCGGCCACGUGCGCCCUGCUUCUUUCGCUUCUCCUCCUCCUCCUCCGCCACCUCCUCUUACCAGCGCCGCUACCCGGAAUGACGCCGCAGCUGCGUCUUGUGUUGCUUUGCCGGCAGAGCUCAGUCCCCUUGAGGCCGACUCUUCCGCUCAGAUGUUAGUGCAGCAGGAUUAUGAGCAGCAAGAGGAGGUCUUUGACGACGAUGAAGAGCCCGUUUUUGUUUUGACCGAUGAAUGGAGGGAGUUCUUCGCGAGGUCCGAAGCAAAGAGGAAGUUAGCUAAGAGGGAGGCUAAGAAGAAAGCCAAGAAGUGAAUGGACGACUGUUUUCAUGUUCACCUCACUGGAUCCCUACGUUCCUUGGGGAACUUGUAUCUGAUUGACAAUCCACAAGUCUAAAAUGUAUUAUAUCCUGGAGCUACAGAGUGAUUAACAUGAUUUGGGUCUUCUGUUUGUCGCACAUAUUAGGACUUCAAGUAUUCCGAAACCUGAAGAUUUCAUAAUGAAAGAAGAAAACCUUACCAUGUGCUUGGGAGAAC
This is a messenger RNA of Eucalyptus grandis, 793 nucleotides long. Its product is annotated as ethylene-responsive transcription factor ABI4-like. The transcript is spliced from 3 exons. The coding region runs from base 90 to 569 and encodes 159 amino acids. The record is from RefSeq and is a predicted model, not a curated record. NCBI's taxonomy places the organism in Eukaryota, Viridiplantae, Streptophyta, Magnoliopsida, Myrtales, Myrtaceae.